CAUGGGGAUGAUAUUGAUGCUUCUUUUGUUCCUUCAAAGUUUAACUACUUCCAUUGAAUCCACUACGGCGAAAACUCACAGGGGCGUCUCGUUCUCGUACCCUCACUUUCAACACCUUGAUGUGAAACAAGGCAUUGAAGAAACGAAACUCAACUUGACCCGAGAGACGGAGAGUAAGGAACAAAACGGGAAGCUCAGACUAGUUCACAGAGACAAAAUGAUAAGUUUGCACGACAGUGGAGGUCGUCACGAUCCUGGCCGGCGUUUCAGUGAUCGAAUGAAGAGAGACGUGAAAAGGGUGGCAUCCUUAACUGGACGGCUUAGUUAUGAGGCCGAGGCGUUCGGGUCGGAUGUGGUUUCGGGUAUGGAAGAGGGAAGUGGAGAAUACUUCGCUAGAAUUGGAGUUGGAAGCCCUCCAAUAAGUCAGUACGUUGUGAUUGACUCAGGAAGUGACGUUAUAUGGCUCCAGUGUCAGCCAUGUGACCAGUGUUACCACCAAUCCGACCCGGUAUUCAACCCGGCCAAUUCUGCCUCCUUCGCUGGAGUCUCGUGCUCCUCCGUGACCUGCAACCGCCUGGAGAAUGCAUAUGCAGGGUGUAGUCAAGAAGGUAGAUGUCACUACCAGGUGUCAUAUGGCGACGGUUCCUACACAAAAGGGACGCUGGCACUUGAAACCCUAACCAUGGGUCGGACCACUAUCCAAAACGUGGCAAUCGGGUGCGGGCAUAAGAACCAAGGCAUGUUUGUGGGAGCGGGUGGGUUGUUAGGUCUUGGAAGUGGGUCCAUGUCUUUCGUGGGGCAGCUGGCUGGCCAAACAGGUGGAGCCUUUAGCUAUUGUUUGGUAAGUCGGGGCACCGGCUCAUCCGGGUCACUUGAAUUCGGACGUGAAUCCAUGCCCGUUGGGGCGUCAUGGGUUCCCCUGGUCCACAACCUUCGGGCCCCAAGUUUCUACUACGUGGGACUUUCGGGUCUUGGAGUCGGAGCCUUGCAGGUGCCCAUAUCAGAAGAUGUUUUCUCACUAGGCGAGCAAGGCGAUGGAGGCGUCGUGAUGGACACCGGCACCGCCGUCACAAGGCUUCCCACGGCAGCGUACAAUGCAUUCCGUGAUGCUUUUAUUGCGCAAACCACCAAUCUUCCACGUGCAUCCAGAGCAUCCAUUUUCGACACAUGCUAUAACUUGAACGGGUUUCUGUCGGUUCGGGUGCCAACCGUAUCCUUUUAUUUCACAGGGGGCCCGAUCCUCACGCUGCCAGCACGCAACAUUUUAAUUCCCGCAGACAAUAUUGGAACUUUCUGUUUUGCGUUUGCUCCUUCUCCUUCAAAGCUUUCCAUCAUAGGGAACAUUCAACAAGAAGGGAUCCAAAUCUCAGUGGAUGUAGCCAGUGGGUUUCUGGGUUUCGGGCCCAAUGUCUGUUAAGUAAUUAUUAUUUCAGUAGAUAUAUUUAUCUAGUCUUAGUACUGCAUAAUUAAUCUUUAUAUUCUGUAAUAUAUAUAUAUAAAGAUAAGUCAUGCGUGUGGCGAUAAUUUACUGCUGAAACUAUAUUCAAAUGAAAGCAGUUAAUGUCAAUCUGGUUUGAUUAA
This is a messenger RNA of Neltuma alba, 1581 nucleotides long. Its product is annotated as protein ASPARTIC PROTEASE IN GUARD CELL 2-like. The record is from RefSeq and is a predicted model, not a curated record. NCBI's taxonomy places the organism in Eukaryota, Viridiplantae, Streptophyta, Magnoliopsida, Fabales, Fabaceae. Gene Ontology annotation, biological process: proteolysis. Gene Ontology annotation, molecular function: aspartic-type endopeptidase activity. Bases 2 to 1417 code for a protein of 471 amino acids. The transcript has a single exon.